Messenger RNA from Symbiodinium natans, 1340 nucleotides. NCBI's taxonomy places the organism in Eukaryota, Dinophyceae, Suessiales, Symbiodiniaceae. The record is from the annotation of a GenBank genome assembly.
GGUGCUGGCUGGCAGCGCAAGAGGAGAGCAAGCCUACCGUGCCCGAGCGUGCCGAGUCAAACCCAGGCCGACGGCAAGCCUUGUCCGCCACCGCGGCCGGUGCAGGUUUCACGCAGAGCGCGGCCGAGGCGGCCGAAGUCGAGCAGCCUUUGACAUACUGCGGAGGUGGCUUUUGCACCUCCUUCCGCCUUGGUGGACGGCAAUACCGUGCGGUGGUCGACACUGGGAGCCCCUUCCUUCUGGUCAGCACGUGUAGCGAUGGGCGGGGGCCUUCUGGCCGCGCCCGCAGCUGUGCCUCCUACUGCCGAGCCUGGGGCUGCACCACAGCAGCCUCUGGCCGCCCCACCGGCCUGGGCGACACUGACGAGGUCUUUGCUGCAGGCACUGCGCGGGUGACCUGGCGAAGGGAUGCCCUGGAGCUGGGCGGACGACCAUUUGGGUCCGUCACCUACGGCACCAUGCUCGAGGUGGAGUCUUAUGGCGGCAACGGCGGCGGUGCCUUCCUUGGGCUGGUGCGAGAACGGCAAGCCAGGAUCCGACCGACUCUUGUCGGGCAGACGGAUGUCAGGACUCUGUCGGUCGACCUCCGUGCUGCUGGGGAGGAGCGCCUGUCCUUCUCGCGGAUGGCACCUGCGAGAGAUGGUGGCGCUGUCGUCCCUUUGGUCGACCUGCGGAGUCAGGGCGCGGCUGUUCGUUACUACGCUGCCGAGGUAGCUGCUCUGAACGUGGGCGGCCAACGCCUCGAACUGGAAGGACCGCUUGUGGCGGUUCUGGACACGGGAACAACAGGUCUCUCCUUGCCCUCCGCGCUCUUUGAGCGCUACGAAGUGCAGCGCCGCAACCGGGCCGAGGAGCUUGGCCUCAAAGCAGGGCAGGCUGUCGAGAUUCUGCUCAAAGCAGCAGAUGGUGGUGUCCUUCCUCUGAGCCUCAGCCAAGGACGGCAGGAGCCCUACGGAUCGGACCGCUUUGACAUCGUCACCGCGCUGCCCGAGCCUCCAGGCAUCGAGGCCGAUGCACUGGCGCUGUGGACAGGAGGCCCUGCGGGCGUCAAGCGCUUGGCGCUGCAGCAGGGCGACCUCGUGGCUGAGGCUUCCGCGAACGCAGGUAGUCCCGGUUGGGCACAGGCUGACAGGCCGCUGAGCCGGGGAGAUCGGUUCCUUGUUCGACUUGUUGGCCGGCCUGGUGCAGGACGCCAGGCUCUGGAUGCAGCCGUUGGUUUAGCCCCCCGCGGCUCCCGCAUCACCGCCAAGGAGGCAACAGCGUAUCCAGGUGAGCUGAGAUCGGGUGCUGCUUGGCAGACGUUGGCGAAGCCUAGAUCUGCAGUCACAAGCCACAACUAG